Molecule: messenger RNA, 408 nt
Organism: Amborella trichopoda
Lineage: Eukaryota; Viridiplantae; Streptophyta; Magnoliopsida; Amborellales; Amborellaceae
Source: RefSeq, a predicted model, not a curated record
AUGGAAAACAUAAUGUUGUUGACCCUUGAAGAAAUUCGUGAAGCUCAUAGAAGAGUGGAGGAUAACUAUGAAGAGCUCAAUGCCAUUUGCGAACAGCAAAUUCGGCUCUACUACCGCAGUAGAGCCCAGGUGUUGAGGACAUGGAGAGACGAGGUAGAGAAUCAUGUUCCUGUGCCACUAAUUGCUUUAACAAGCCACAAGAAAGAGGAGAUUGCUUUAAGCAACGAUGAUGAUGAGGAGGAGGAGGAGAAAGGUGGGAAGAGUAAUGAAAUGUGUGCAAUAUGCCUUGAUAAAAUAGAGGUGGAGAAUGUGAAGGUGUUGCAGUGCGCUCAUAUGUUUCACUCUCUGUGUAUAGGCAUGUGGGUGACUCACAAAAGUUCAUGUCCAUUAUGUAGACGCACCAUAUAA